AUGAGAUAUAAAAAAUUAUCGAUCAAAUAUUUAUUUUUUAGCCUUUCACUUAUUAUUUUAUUUUCAGAAGGGUUUAUCUCAAAUUCAACAGGUAUUGAUAAAAAAUUCUAUAAAGACUUCAUACAGAAAUAUUCUGGUUAUAAUCCACAAGUAGAAGAUAUUGCAUCCAAGGAGCUUGAACGCUUUAAUAGUCACACAUAUGCCGAUAAUGCAGGAGCAGGUUUAUAUCAAAAAUCUCAGAUAACUGAAAUCCACGAUGAUUUGAUAAGGAAUGCAUAUGGAAAUGCUCAUAGUAGAAAUCCUUCAGCUAAGUUAACAGACAAAAGGUUAAAUGAAGCAAGAGAUCUUAUUUAUAAGUUUUUUAAUAUAGAUAAAUCCAUAUAUUCAAUUAUAUUUACAGGUGGAGCAACUGGUGGAUUAAAAUUAGUUGGAGAGAAUUUCCCUUGGACUUUGGAGAGUAAGUAUUUUUAUCUUCGUAUAAAUCACAACUCUGUAUUGGGAAUUAGAGAAUAUGCUACUAAUAAUGGUGUAAAUUUUAGUGCAUUAUCAUAUGAUGAGGUUGAAAAAAUUCUUAAAAAACAAAAGGAGACUAAAGGUAAUAAGCGUUUACAAAACUCUUGUAAUGACAAUAUGUGUGAAAAUCUCGACUAUAUAAAUAGACAAUCUAUGAAAAGUAAAUUUCAUAAAACACACUGUUUAUUUGCAUUUCCUGCAAAAGAUAAUUUUGUUGGUCAAAAAUAUCCACUAGUCUGGAUUAAAGAUAUUCAAAAAUAUGGAUUAUCGGAUGAUUGUGUGUGGAAAGUAUUACUAGAUGCUGCAGCUUUUGCACCAACUGAACCAUUAGAUAUAACUGAAUAUCCAGCAGAUUUUGUAGUAAUAUCAUUUUAUAAGAUGUUUGGUUAUCCAACUGGUUUAGGAAUUUUGAUUAUAAGGAAUGACGAUGCACAAUUAUUUAACAAAGUUUAUUUUGGAGGUGGAGCUGUUGUAAUGGCUUCUUGUGACAGUAGAUGGUGCAAAAUGAAAGAAACUCCCAGUAUGAAGUUUGAAGAUGGAACUGUCCCAUUUUUAAAUAUAGCUUCACUAAAACAUGGCUUUAAGAGACUUGAAUAUUUUGGUAUGAAAAAUAUUUCUAAUCAUAUAGCUGCGCUUUCAAUGUAUGUAUAUGAGGAAUUAUCUUCGCUAACACACUUUUCUGGAAAGCCUGUUGUUAUAUUUUAUGGAAGAAAAGAUUUACCACCAAAUGGUGGUAUUGUUAAUUUCAAUAUACUGCGACCAGAUGGCAGUGUUGUAAAUUUUGGUCAAGUUGAACACAUGGCAUCUGAAAACCAUAUCCAUUUACGUACAGGUUGCUUUUGUAAUCCAGGAGGAUGUCAAGAUUUCUUAAACUUGAGUUUAGAAGAAAUGCAAGUUGCUAGCGAGAUACGUGACUCAUGUUCUGAUCCAGGACAACUUAAUAAUAAACCAUUAGGAUCUGUUAGAGUUAGUUUUGGAUAUUUGUCUACAUAUAAAGAUGCCAAAAAUGUGGUGAAUUUCAUUAAAAAAUACUUUGUGCUAUGA
Cryptosporidium muris RN66 is the source of this 1557-nucleotide messenger RNA. RefSeq names its product aminotransferase, class V family protein. Lineage: Eukaryota; Apicomplexa; Conoidasida; Eucoccidiorida; Cryptosporidiidae. The record is from RefSeq and is a predicted model, not a curated record. Gene Ontology annotation, biological process: molybdopterin cofactor metabolic process. Gene Ontology annotation, molecular function: molybdenum cofactor sulfurtransferase activity. The coding region runs from base 1 to 1557 and encodes 518 amino acids. The transcript has a single exon.